This is a messenger RNA of Arachis ipaensis, 1125 nucleotides long. Lineage: Eukaryota; Viridiplantae; Streptophyta; Magnoliopsida; Fabales; Fabaceae. The record is from RefSeq and is a predicted model, not a curated record.
AUGUCGGAGAUCUUAUAUGAUGGCCUCUCCGAGCUGUCCAAGAUAUCACUGGACCACUCUGCUGGUGGAUUACUCCACAUGAAGAAGAUGCCUGAGGAGGCGCAGGAGCUCAUUGAAAUGGUUCAACAACAGACAGUUCCAACCCUUUCAGCAACACAGAGCCUCUCUGACCUGACUACUAUAGUCUCUAACCUCUCCAAGACCACUCACAGUUUCAUGGUAGAAACUAGGUCAUCCAUUCGGAAUUUAGAGAUACAGGUAAGUAAGUUGAGCAGGAGGAUACCCGAGACCCCCUCCAACACUCUUCCAAGCAAGACAGAGGUGAAUUCAAAGGAAGAGUGCAAGACCCUCACUAUGGAAGCUGAGGCCGAAUCCAAGGAGGAAAAUGAUGCGGAGGAUUUGAAGGAGAACAAGGCUCAGGAGGAGAUUGGGAGUGUCACCAUGCACGUCCCUAUAGAGACCAAGGAGCCUGAAGAACAACCUUCUCCGAACAUGCGAGAGGAACCUGAGGAUGAGCAACUUGCUCAGUUCUUGGCAGUUCUCAGGAAGCUGCAAGUUAAUAUAUCUUUUGCAGAGGUGUUGAAGAAGAAACCCCCUUAUAUGGCCUGCCUGAAUAAUGUGAUUUCUGAAAAGACGGUUCUAAAGGGGGAUAAAACUGUGGCAUUGUGCGACCUUGGAUCAAGCAUCAAUCUUAUGCCCCUCUCUGUGAUGAGGAAGCUGGAAAUCCAGGAGGUGCAACCGACUAAGAUCUCGCUGGGGAUGGCAGAUAAGUCCCUGAAACGGGCAUAUGGAUUGGUGGAAAACGUCUUUGUAAAGGUUGAAGACCUUUACCUCCCUGCAGACUUCAUGAUACUAGACAUUGGGGAGGACAAAGACAAUUCCAUCAUCUUUAGAAGGCCUUUCCUAGCUACUGCGAAGGCCUUGAUUGAUGUGUUAAAAGGAGAGCUGGUUCUGAGGCUAUGGGAGGACUAUAUCCUAUUUAAGAUCCUUAACCCUCAGUCUCUCUCUGACAAAGGAGGUACUACUGCUCAACACUUAGUGUUCCAACCUUCUCUCUCAGUACAGAGCAUUACGGAGCCCCCAGUCAUCAAACCUAAGUUUAGUGUCAGGCAUCCAUCACCAUGA